Nymphalis io (European peacock) is the source of this 6047-nucleotide messenger RNA. RefSeq names its product sodium-coupled monocarboxylate transporter 1-like. Gene Ontology annotation, molecular function: symporter activity. The record is from RefSeq and is a predicted model, not a curated record. Gene Ontology annotation, biological process: sodium ion transport; transmembrane transport. The transcript has 13 exons. Gene Ontology annotation, cellular component: membrane. Lineage: Eukaryota; Metazoa; Arthropoda; Insecta; Lepidoptera; Nymphalidae. The coding region runs from base 606 to 2408 and encodes 600 amino acids.
CACGUCAGUGAUGUCGUCGUUAAAGCAGUAUCGUCAUCUGGCUUGUUCAGUUUGCCGGUAGACGUCGCUACGGUUGCUCGAAAAUUUCCUAUCGCUGUGUAUUCGCAUAAUCUACGCGUGCCAAUGUGUGUGUUGCAUUUUUAAACAGUGUACUUAAAUAAUUUUAUCGUGUGUGCGACUGACGUAUGCUGUUAAUUCAUUUAUUUAAACAUAACUCGUGUGGUCGCAUGUUGAUACAGACGUGCAUACUUUCGUCCAUUUGUGCUAGUGCUAUGAAAACCGUGUGCUCCUUUCUCGAGUCACGAUAUGAGUGGUGCGUGUAAACUGACAAUGACAUUAGUAAUCUGUGAUGUAAGCGCGCGGGAAAUUUGAGUUACUUUCUGAAGAAUGUUGACAUUAAGAUAUAUUUUUUGCAUAGAGUGCAAUAGAUUCUUGCCAGUAGUGAUGUUCAGUGAAAGUUGUCGGAACUAGUGGACUUGUUGACAUUGUCGUACCGUACAUACGUUGACGCCCUUGUAUCAUUGGCAAUAUACCAUAUAUGCGAAGAAUUUGUAUACUUCCUUCAUAUUUGUUGAAAUAAAUAAAUUAUUUAGCAGAUCAACAGGAUGUCGUUCACAAUGAAGGAAGGGGGUUUCGGGGUAGGUGACUAUGUCGCGUUCGGUGUGCUGUGCGCGUCAUCUUGUGCCGGUGGGUUGUGGUAUAGUGCAAUAGGUUCUAGAAGCAAGGCUUUGGUAGACAUUAAGGAUUACCUACUUGGAGGAAAGGCGAUGUCAACUUUUCCUGUCGCUAUGUCGUUAAUUGCCAGCUAUGUCUCCGGCGUCACAAUCCUCGGUACGCCGGCAGAAAUCUAUAACUACGGUACACAGUACUGGCUGGUGAUCGUGGGGAUCACCCUUAGCUGUAUCGUGGUGGCCACCGUAUAUUUACCUGUGUUUUGUACGCUCAGAUUGUCGUCAUCAUAUGAAUAUUUAGAACUUCGGUUCAAUCGCCAUGUUCGAGCGGUAGCAUCAAUACUCUUUCUAUUGGACGAGGUAUUGUUCCUGCCCAUGGUUGUUUAUGUUCCUGCACUAGCAUUUAAUCAAUUAACGGGUUUUAAUGUUUUUGCCGUGGGUGGUGCGAUGGUUGCAAUAUGCGGCCUUUAUACAGUAUUAGGCGGUCUGCGUGCGGUGGUGUGGACAGACUCGGUGCAGACGGGCGUUAUGUUCAUCGGCGUGGUGCUGGUGGCGGCGGCCGGCACACUCGCCGUCGGUGGCUUUGGAGACGUGCUCAGUAUAGCUAAGGAGUCUGGAAGACUUGAUUUGUCGAACUGGAGUUUUUCUCCAUAUGAGCGGCAAACGGGAUGGGGCGCAGUGGUCGGUGGGUUUCUAUAUUGGACUUGCUUCAAUUCCGUCAACCAGACUAUGGUGCAAAGAUAUAUAGCUCUUCCAAGCAAACGGGAAGCCAUUACCGCGUUAGCUAUAUUCUGCUUGGGCGCGAUCCUCGCGAUAACUCUGUGCGUAUGGUGUGGGCUGGCGGCGUGGGGCGCGUGGGUACGCGGCGGCUGCGCGGCUGCGGGCGCGCCGCUCGUGGACGACCGCCUGCUGCCCGCCUUUGUCACGUAUGUGGCAGACGUGCAGCACCUGCCUGGACUCUCCGGCGUCUUCCUCGCCGGCGUCUUUGGGGCUGGCUUGAGUUCACUGUCUGCGGUACUAAACGCUUGCGCGCUGGUGGCGGUGGAGGACAUCCUGCACGGCUGGCUGCGCCUGCGCCUCAAGCCGCUGACGGAGGGCAUCCUCGCGCGCUCCGUCACCGCCGCGCUCGCCGCGCUCUCCGUAGUAAUGCUCGUCGUUAUAGAGAAGCUUGGCGGGGUACUCGGCGUGGCGACGGCGCUGUCGGCGAUCGCGGCGAGCGCGACGUGCGGCAUGUUCACGCUGGGCAUGUCGUGCUGGUGGGUGGGCCCGCGCGGCGCCGUGUGGGGCGCGGGCGCGGGCGCGGCGCUGGCGGGCGCCGUGUCGCUCGGCGCGCAGGCCGCCGCCGCCGCCGGCCUGCGCGCGCCGCCGCUCGCAGUGUCCGCGGCCUGCGCGCUCAACUCCACCUACGUGUCGCUGCAGAACGACCUGGAUCCAGAAACGGUAUUCCCUCUGUUCCGUGUGUCGUAUCACUGGAUCGCGCCCCUCGGCCUUCUAGCGACCCUCACCGUGGGGUCUAUUGUCGGCUGGUUAUUCGAUAAACGGGAUGAUUCUAAGAUGGACGCGGAACUUUUCACACCCAUCGUUUGGAGAUUCUUACCAAGAGAAGCUCAAGAAAAUUCUGGAUUAACGAGACGAGCUCUGAACACGAAGAAUGUGGAUUCUCCAACACCAUCCGUACCUCUUAUUCUUGGCCAGACUUUGGAUAAAAUUGAAAUGAACGGAGAGGCCAGUAGAUGAUGAGCCACAUAAGAAUUAAGACUAAAAUCGAAUAUCAAAACAACGGGUUCAAUUAAAAUCGAUUUUACAACGAGUGUAUUGAAUAUUCGUUAAGAAUUUUUAAUAUGUGGAAAACACAUUAGUUUUCAUGUCAAAGGUAAGCUUUUUAUUUUAAUGUACACACAAUCAGUAUCACUUUAUGUACUUAAUAAAAUACAAGAAGUCAUUUGUAUACAAAUUGUAGUUAUAUAACAUAUAUAUAUAUAUAUUAUUUAUUUAAUUUUAAGUUAGUUUUAGACGACUAAGUAGAAUCAUUCCUAUAAGAAUAUUUUGAACCAAUUUGUGCAAAAACGAUGGAUGGAAAAUAAAGAGGAGUUUUAGAUUUUAUUAUAUAACGUAAUGAUUUAAUAUACUUGUAUAUAUGUAUUAUAAUUGAAAGCGAAUCGCGAUUAUGAACGCGCCAUCCUCUCAAGAUCCUCUUACUGGUGGUAGAGCUAUGUGCAAGCUCGUCUGGGUAGGUACCACCCACUCAUCAGAUAUUCUACCGCAUAACAGCAGUAUAUGGUAUUGUUGUGUUCCGGUUUGAAGGGUGAUUGAGCCAGUGUAAUUACAGGCACGAGGGACAUCUUAGUUCCCAAGAUUGGUGGCGCAUUGGUGAUGUAAGCGAUGGUUAACAAUUUCUUACAAUGCCAAUGUCUAUGGGCGUUGGUGACCACUUACCAUCAGAUGGCCCAUAUGCUCGUCCGCCUUCCUAUUCUAUAUAAAAAAGGUGACCUAGAGGGCCCAGUGAUUAAGAGUUAAUAUUAACCGAAUAAUGCGAGUUCAAAUCUGUAUAAGCACUCUUUCCAUAUUUAUUUUCAUUAAUUUGUAUUCAUAAAUCUCGUGCUAAACGGGAAUGAAAACAUUUCGUGCACCGUAUGAAACUCUAUCACAUGUGUAUUCACUCUUCAUCCAUCGACCUGCAAGGUACAGCGUGGUGGAAUAAGUUCCCAACUUUUUAAGGAGAGUAGCCCAGCUGUGGGAUAAACUUUUACUACAUUAUAUUAAGAUGUUGAUUGUGAUUUAACUUGUAUUUGUAGUAGACUUGAAAGACAAUAUUUGAAGAUAUUAAAUUUAAAAAAAAGUAUAAUUUGUAUCACAAUUUACAACAUAUGGUAAGUAAUUAUUUAUUACUUCAAAUUUUUACCUUUAUAAUAUAUUUUGUAUAAUAUAAUUAUAUAAUUUUACUAAACGAAUGUUUAUCGAAAUUGUGUAUAUGCUUAGAUUUUUUAUAAACUGUAUUGCAGUCGAAUAUUUAUAUUAUAAUUAUUUUAGAUAUAAAUUUAAAUGUCAAUCUUUUAUAACUCCACUUGUUAAGAUAUUAAAGUAUAUUUUAUAAGUAUUUUAGGGAUAAUUAUAUUUUCAAUGAAUAUUUUAAUCGAAUAUAUUUGUAUGUAUUAUAUAAAUUGUUGAUGUUUUUAACGGACCAAUUAUAGCGUUAAAUAUUUCGUUGUUUACAAUUAAAUUUCGUUUUUGAAAAAUAUACUAAAACAAGUAAAUUUUAUUUUGAAUAAAUCCGAAAUUUAUUAAUAUCCAAAGACAUGAAUAAUUUUAGAGUAAUACAAUAAGUUACCAAAUGAUAGAUAAAGUAAGGGAGUGAAAAACAAUUAAAUUUACCACUUAUUAAAAACAAUAUAUUUUACUAUUUGUCAUUGCGACGUAACUUUUUCCGUUUUCAAAAUAAACGAUUGCAUGUGUUCAUUAAAUUGAGGAGAUUAAAAUGGACCUUCCAAAAAAAAAAAAGGUUUAACGUAAUAGCAAAAUAUUACAUUGCUCGUUUAAAAAAAUAACUUCUACUAAUGAUAUAGUCUGAAAUUUUCCCACUACUUUGAUUGUUGACAGUUUUGUGAGAAUUAUUCACUCGAACGCACUCGACGUUUAGAGAGAGAGCUGGUUCUUCCUGACUGGCCUAGCCAGUCCGAGUACGGGCCUCGGGGUUGCCCCCUUUACCCGGGCUGAUCCUCACCGGCAAGUACUACUUGCCGUGUCGUACGAUUUUUGGCCCAAAAGACCAGAGUCAGAACUAACCGAGUGGUUAUUACUUUUUAUCCGGUUUUUAUUUUUUGAGGUUUUUCAUGUCCGGGUGGUUUGUCAGUCCGAUAGUUGUUGUCGUCCUAUCAGUACGACGUUUAGACAUGGAAAUGACUUUUUAAUGAACAUUUUUUCAAAUAGUUGUCGUUGUACAAAUGCUAGAACACCAGUUUUAAUUAACUACAAGGUUAGUUUGUGGGAUUUCACGUCCAUCUUGAAUGGUUACUGAAAGAAACAAAAAAGGCCAUAAGUAUUUAUAUAAUACAGAUUAUAAUCACUAAUGUUAUUGCCAUAAUUAUUUCGGUAAUAAAUUAUUUAAUAUUUAAAGUUUUUAUAGGGAACGGAUAUUGUAAAAUUUUAUUUAAUGGUUUAUUAUAUUAUGUAAUAAACAAAAUUAGAUUAUAAUCUAAGCCGUAUAUUAACUGGUAGUAGGGUUAAGUACAAUCCUAUCUUGACUACUUCCGACUCACAGUAGGUCAUAUAAUCGGCUUUAAUUCGGUGUAACUGAGAGUGAGCCACCUAAGACCUAUGGGUCAUUUAAGAUCAUAUUUUGUCAAUAUAAUAAUGUUUAUUAUUGAUACCAUUGCAAAGAAAACAAUUAUAGUGAUAAUGAAAAGUGUGAGGAAAAUCACUUAAUUCUUUAACGUUUCUCAUAUUAUAAGAUAUUGUUAAAUUCGUUCGGAAUUUAUCAUUGUUCAUAUCGAAUAUAAAUAAAAAUCAUUUAGAUUUAAUUAAAACAGAUGAAGUAUAUUUUGUACCAGUAAAGCAAAUCAUUUAUACGAUUAUAUGCCGAAUUUCGCGUAUACGAUUUUUAAACUGAUUUGACAUUAAAAAUAUUGCUGUCUCUUACACUCGUAUAAAGUAAUAAUGAGCAAGCUACAGCGGAUAUCGCCCGUAAUUCGGCAUGCUGAUCGUGCAUAAUUUUAUAUAUAGAUAUUUAGUUAAAAAGUAAUUUACUUUCGGUAUUUCCUACACAUAUACCUAUUUCAUCAGUCUUGGACGGGUGGACAUUUAUAUUAUUUAUUAUAUAUAUAAAAUAAUAACUGACUAACGCCCAAAUUAUUGGGGCUAGCACUUUGAACAUUUGCAUACCUUCAGGUUGCAUACGGUAGGUUAGUACAAAGGUUGAAAGUACGUAUGAAAAUCCUUUAUUCUUGACGAAAGAAUACAGAGAAGCUAUGGAAAUUGAUACUUAGCAAUCCUGAAUUAUGACGCGAGUGAAUCCGCGGGUAAAACGCUAGUAUAAUAUAAGUAUAUGCGUACAUUGUCCUCUUUGGGAACUAUUAUAAUUUCUGUUCCACCGUAAAAUUCUCCAUAGCGUUUUAAGAAGAAUAAAUUCCCGCUUUUUGGUACAAAGUUAUAGGAAUAGAGCGACACUUCAUAUAACUAUGUAUUUAUUAUAGUUCGCUCUAUAGCUUGCCCCUUUGUACUCUUAAGAUAACAUGUCUUUUAAAUUUGUCAAAUAGCUUCAAAUAUCAUGUAAACACGGUAUUUUGUAUCCUGACGUUCGUUAAUCAAGUACCUGAUUUCACGGUUGAUAUAAAAUAAAAUUUUAUAAAUUAUAUAUAUUUUUCUAAAUUAUACAUUUUG